AUGACGACGACGCCCCCCGUCUCGGCUGCCGCCGCCGCCGCCGCCUCCUUCCUACUCCUCCUCCUCGCCGCAAUCUACCCUCCUGCGCCUCCGCCGUCCGCGCACGCCCUCGGCGCCACAUCCGCUACCAUCGCCGUCGUCUACGGCUCCGCCACCGCCGUCUGCACCGUCGCCGCACAGCAGCCGUUCCAGCAGGUCCAAUGCUGGCAGGACGGCCGCCUCCUCCCCCCGAUCCUCCCGACCACCUCCUUCGACGCCGUCUCCGGCGGCCGCGACACCCUCUGCGGCCUCCGCUCCGGCGGGUUCAGCCUCCUCUGCUGGAACACGGCCUUCGCCCCGAAGAGGAUCUACGGCGACGCGUCGGCUCCCCUGACCUCCAUCGCCGUCGGCGACACCCAAAUCUGCGGCCUACGAAGCGUCAACGCCUCGGGUAAUGCUGCCGUCUGCUGGCGAGGUAACAGCGAUUUCUCCUCAUCCCAAAUCCCUAACGGAAAUUUCCCAUUUCGCUCGAUUUCAUCUGGAUUUGGAUUUACCUGCGGGAUUCGUGCGAACGCUAAUCGCGUCGUUUGUUGGGGAAAUUCCACCAUUUCACGCUCGAUACAGUUAGCGUACGCCAACUAUUCGAUGAAAAGCAUCAUCGUCGGCGAAAAAUUCGCCUGUGGGAUUAACGCCACAGGCUAUGUAGUCUGCAAAGGGAGUAACAGCAAUAAACAGCUAAACGUCCCUGCAAACAACGCAUACGAAUACAGAGGACUCGCUCUGGGGGCCAAACACAGCUGCGCAAUCCGAAGAUUGAACCGCACGGUGGUCUGUUGGGGCGGAGAGGACGACGACGAGUUUUCCGGUGUCUCAACAAUCGACGGGAUCUCUUUCGAGUCAAUUUCCGCAGGCCCGGAUUUCACCUGCGGCUUAAUCACAUCCAAUUUCACCGUCUUUUGCUGGGGGCCCGGCUGGCCCGACCGGUACCCUAACUUCCUCCCGCUACCAAAAUCUCUUCCCGGGCCGUGUGUCGAUACAGCGUGUGAAUGCAAUCUCUAUCCGCAAUCGCAGACCCUUUGCUCCGGCAACGGCCAUGUUUGCAGGCCUUGCGAUAUCCCAGCUCCGGGCCCGCCAAAUCUCCCGAAAACCCCACACGUCAAUGUCAUUACUCCCCAACCAGACAGCUCCACCGGACUGAAAAAGGGUUUAUUGAUCUUCGCCAUAGUCGGCUCAGGCGGCGGGUUCGCCGGAGUAUGCGCCUUAGCCUAUCUACUGUGGACAGGCACCAUAUGUUUAGGGAAGAAGAAAAUCCACAACUCUGUCCAGCCAACAAUCGCCGGCCCGAACUCAGCCCAGCAACAGCCCGGCAGCGGGCCUCUGUCCCGUUCCUCCACCCUCCGCCGCCAGGGCUCCCUCCUCAUGAGACGCCAGAGGAGCGGCACCUCAUCGGCAAACCGAGCUGAAGAAUUCUCGUUUUCCGAGCUCGCCCGAGCCACGAACGACUUCUCGUCCGAAAACAAGAUCGGUUCCGGAAGUUUCGGUGUCGUGUACAGAGGCAAACUCAACGACGGGCGUGAAGUCGCCAUCAAGAGAAGUGAAAAUGGGCCUAAAGCGAAGAAAUUUCAAGAAAAGGAAAGCGCUUUCGAAUCCGAGCUUUCAUUCCUCUCCCGUGUCCACCACAAGCAUUUGGUCCGACUGGUCGGUUUUUGCGAGGAGAAAGACGAACGACUUUUAGUCUACGAGUACAUGAAAAACGGGGCACUUCACGAUCACUUGCACGGAAAGUACAACGUGGAGAAGAGUAGCAGUGUUUUAAAUUCGUGGAAAAUGAGGAUUAAGGUAGCAUUGGGUGGGGCCCGCGGGGUCGAGUACCUCCACAGCUACGCGGUCCCGCCUAUAAUCCACCGGGACAUCAAGUCGUCGAACAUACUUCUAGACGAGAAUUGGGACGCACGGGUUUCUGAUUUUGGGCUUUCACUGAUGGGCCCGCCGGCCCAAGGGCAGGGUGGUGGGGAAUUGGGCCAGGUUUUGGACUCGAGGGUGGGCCCGCCUGGGCCGGAGGAGGCGGAGGCGGUGGAGCUGGUGGCGUACACGGCUGUGCACUGCGUGCAUUUGGAAGGGAAGGAUCGGCCGACGAUGAGCGAUGUGGUGGCGAAUUUGGAGCGGGCCUUGGGCUUGUGUGAGGGUAGCCAUGGGAGUAUCUCGAGUGGACGAAUUUCUGUUGUGUCUGAUUGA
Messenger RNA from Striga hermonthica, 2214 nucleotides. Lineage: Eukaryota; Viridiplantae; Streptophyta; Magnoliopsida; Lamiales; Orobanchaceae. The record is from the annotation of a GenBank genome assembly.